AUGGCGCUAGACCCAAGCGGAUGGGAUGCCAGACGCUCUGCUACUACUGGUCCUGUUUCUCCACCUUCUGCUUCAAGCGUCGCAGACGUGCACCUUGGCGACUACGCUACCACCACCGAAAUCAUCCAAGAGGCUUCCUCUCCGGCGACCAUGGCGAUCGGUCUCGAGGUAGUCGUUGGCUCGAUCGAGGCUUUAUCCUGUGCACUCUUCUCGUAUUACGUCUCUUCUCUAUUUCGACGUGCUCCCCUGAACAUGGUAGGCAUCUACUCCGAGCAGGUGCCUGUGGACGACGUCCACGACGCCUUGAAAUAUCUCUACUCGCGAGACAGCAUGAUAUCCAUCGUCGCUUUUACCUCUCUCGCCUUGGCCACCUGGCAUCUUCGCAGACGGUUCUCCUCUUUCCUCAGUACGCGUGUCGACGCUGAGACUGCAAAGCAAGCCACCGUAGAAGCAGAAAAGGACGACGAGGGGGGAUCUUCCAAAGACGAAGAGGCUGGCACCGACGUUGAGACUACUUGCGGAGCUACCACGAGCUCUCCUCAACAAGCAAGUGAGGACGCCGGUACCGAACCAAGGGGGCGAGUGGGAAGGGGGCAUCAAGCUGCGCUGGAACGGAUCAUCACGCGAAAGAACCUGAAGAUCAAGGAGCUAAGGAAGAAGAUCAAAAAGGCGAAGCAGCAGCUCCACAGCGCAAACAAGAAGCUUAGCGAGGCAGAAGGUGUCGGGAAAACCGAGGCACAAGCUCAAGCGAGUGGAAAGCGCCGACGGCGACAUCCAGAGGGCAGACAUGUAGAUGGUAGGGCAAGGAGCGAAGAUGGCUAG
Didymosphaeria variabile is the source of this 822-nucleotide messenger RNA. RefSeq lists its product as uncharacterized. The coding region runs from base 1 to 822 and encodes 273 amino acids. The transcript has 2 exons. The record is from RefSeq and is a predicted model, not a curated record. NCBI's taxonomy places the organism in Eukaryota, Fungi, Ascomycota, Dothideomycetes, Pleosporales, Didymosphaeriaceae.